CUGCUCCUGAUGCGGAAAGAAGAGUUUACUUUCAUUUUCACGUUGAAUGCUGCGUAAUAGUGAUUCGGGGUUAAGUUUCAACUUGUAAAUUCAAUCAUAUUGAGAAGAUUCCUCUAUCAAAAACAGGAUGACGACAGAAGGUGUUUGCGUCGCGUCGAAACAACAGGUGGAUGAGUUCUCAAAGAGACUCACAAAACAGGCAGAAGAACUUCUCUCAACCUUUUUCCCUCAGAAGCUUGAGGAGUUGCAGACUCUACUCAAGACCUCCUUCACUUGUGACGAUUUGGAAACCUUGAAAGUUCCGCUUGACAUCCCAAUCCCAGACCCAGAGAAAGAGGAGGCCAAGCGCAAGAAGAAGGAGGAGAAAGAGGCAAAGGAUGGGAAAAAAGACGAUGAGAAAGAAGAAGAAGCGCCACCGUGUGGCCCUAUCUGUUGCAACGAUCAAGUGGGGACUCUACUGCAGAAGGUGAAGCAGGAGCUCCACAUUAUUAAAGAAAAGCUGAACAUGGUGUGCAUGUGGGUGCAGCUGCAGAUCCCUAGAGUUGAGGAUGGGAACAACUUUGGCGUGGCUGUGCAGGAGAAAGUGUUUGAGCAGCUGACAAACACGCGCACCGCCAUAGAGGCGUUCCAAACCCAGAUUGCAAAGUAUUACAGUGAGAGAGGUGACGCUGUCGCCAAAGCCUCAAAACAACCACAUGUGGGCGACUACAGACAGCUGGUCCAUGAACUGGAUCAGUUCCAGUAUUGCCAGCUUCGCCUUGUGGUUCUGGAGAUCCGCAACACUUACGCGGCGGUGCUCGACAUCAUCAACAAGAACUACGACAAGAUCACCAAGCCCAGAGGCGAAGGGAAGGCCAUGAUCUACUGACCACCUGCUGCCCUGAGCUCAGACAUGACACUGCCAACUAUGUCUCUAUUCAUUGUGUUAAUAAAACACUCUUCUGCUUAAAUUUUCUGACCGUGCUUCAUUUAAGAGCUACACCUAUAUCCUCGGUAAAUAGUGGAGAAUUUGUUAAGGAAAAUCGUCCUUUCUCUGUAUUAAAGAGCUGGGCUUGGGUUGCGUAAUCUUUCUUGACUCUACUGCAGGGGUCUAAAAGUCAUCCCUCGAGCACCAGGGUGGCGCAGGUUUUGAUUCAAAUAUGUAUCUUUACAUGAAAAAAUAUUGAAAUGUCACAUUUUUUAAUGGAGUAAUUUGAGUUUCAUUCAAAGCUUUCCAUGUUUAUUAUUCUGGCCCUGUGCCUGUGUGACCCUCUAGAGGCGAGAGGGAAACUGAUUCCUUUUACCGAUAUAAUUCAAAUGACUUGAUUUUUUUCUUUUUUCAUUUUUAUUUGAGUUUGCUUCUCAUUUAUUACUGAUAUUUAUGUCUGAUAUUUCACUAAAAUUGUAUGAAUAUUUGCAGUAUAUAGAAAUGGAAUAUGUAUUGUCCCUUGCCACUUACAUUGAAAAUAUUUAAACAUACAUUGAUCAUCUUGAAAUAUAAUGUACAUGAAUGAAAAAGUAGACAUAUUGCUUAUUCUUACAACUUUAUGGAAUAAUUACAUUCGCACAAACUCAGUAUUUAUGUUUCCUA
Messenger RNA from Synchiropus splendidus (mandarinfish), 1570 nucleotides. It is a transcript of the gene psme1, whose product is annotated as proteasome activator subunit 1. The coding region runs from base 128 to 868 and encodes 246 amino acids. Gene Ontology annotation, molecular function: endopeptidase activator activity. The record is from RefSeq and is a predicted model, not a curated record. The transcript is spliced from 11 exons. NCBI's taxonomy places the organism in Eukaryota, Metazoa, Chordata, Actinopteri, Syngnathiformes, Callionymidae. Gene Ontology annotation, biological process: regulation of proteasomal protein catabolic process; positive regulation of endopeptidase activity; regulation of G1/S transition of mitotic cell cycle. Gene Ontology annotation, cellular component: nucleoplasm; proteasome activator complex; cytoplasm.